AUGAGGGGCGCAAUCGUCUUUGGCGGCUCUUCGCACCCCAAGCUGGUCGAGGGCAUGUGCGACCGACUGGGCAUGAAGCCUGGCUCAGCGACCCUGGGCAAGUUCAAGAAUGGAGAGACGUCAGUCACCAUCCAUACAUCAAUCCGCAACAAAGAUGUCUUCAUCGUCCAGAGCGGAACCGUCAUGCCAUACUUUCCCUACUCGCGCCAAUCCAAGAAGAAGCAGCACCGAGGGGCCAUCACAGCUCGUAUGGUCGCGAACCUCCUUCACAUUGCCGGUGUUAGCCAUGUCAUGACCAUCGACCUCCAUGCCUCGCAGAUGCAGGGCUUUUUCAAGUGCCCCGUCGACAAUCUCGUCGCCGAGCCCCUCCUCGCUCGCUGGAUACGCGUAAAUGUGCCCAACUGGCGAGAAGCCGUGGUUGUGAGCAAGAACCCGGGCGGUACCAAGCGCGUUACAUCAUUGGCAGACGCAUUGAAGCUCAGCUUCGGCAUCGUGACCACCGACAGGCGGAGGGCGGGCACAGCAGUGCACUGGAACGAAAGCGCAAUGUUCGAGCAGCUGAGGCUGGAUGGCGCGUAUGACAAGCAAGACAUUGUCGAGUCUGCGCUAGAUGCUGACGCGGACACAACUCCCAUCAGCAAGAUGACCAUUGAUCCAAAGGCAGAGCCAGGCAAAUCGAACCUCAAGCGCUUACCGUCGAAUCCUUUGCAGCGACGGGCUAAUGGCUGGUCGGAACCAACAGGAAGCCAUCCGCUGUCAAAAUCGAUGCGAGCCGGCUCUAUCAUCGAGCCAGAAGUACCGCUUGAGCCAAUUCGUACCGACGCCGACAAGCACGAAGAAGAGCAGGCAGAGCAGAGUGCGGAUGAGAGUGCCGAGGAAUACACCGACGAGCGUGCUCGCAACGUCAUCCACGGACGUCUAGUACAAGGUCAUAUUGUCGACGACACACACCCUUCCCCAGCCAUGUCUGCAACCUCGCACAGCACAUGGCGCAACCGCGCACCGUCGGAUGGUGAAAACGACGAUAUUCCCCCACAAAUGAUGUCGUCCUUCAUGUCCAACGCCUCGUCAUCCCGCAAUAGAGAGACGGAACAUUCGCACGCGUUGGGUGGCACCUACGAUGCUGCUGCUUCUUCCGAAGACGAAGAGGAAGACCUCAAGAAUCCCGAACUCGAGACCAUGGUCACACUAGUGGGCAACGUCAAAGACCGCCCUGUCUUCAUCGUCGACGACAUGAUGGACAAGUCCGCGUCGUGGAUCGCAGCUGCCGAGACUGUCGCUAAGCGCGGUGGUGCCACCAAGGUGUACUGCUUUGCUACGCACGGCAUCUUUGGAGGUGACUGUCUUGAGGAGAUGAGCAAUUGUGAUGUUAUUGAAAAGAUUGUCAUCACAAAUGCAUUCCCGAUCCCCGAGCACAAGUUGGCGCAGGCGACUGGUGACAAGUUGGUGAUUAUCAAUGUCGAUAAUCUCCUGGCUGAGGCAGUGAGGAGGAAUCAUCACGGAGAGAGCAUGUCCCAACUCUUCUUGCAUUACGACUAA
This is a messenger RNA of Pyrenophora tritici-repentis Pt-1C-BFP, 1539 nucleotides long. Lineage: Eukaryota; Fungi; Ascomycota; Dothideomycetes; Pleosporales; Pleosporaceae. The record is from RefSeq and is a predicted model, not a curated record.